Solanum pennellii is the source of this 444-nucleotide messenger RNA. RefSeq lists its product as uncharacterized. The coding region runs from base 1 to 444 and encodes 147 amino acids. The record is from RefSeq and is a predicted model, not a curated record. The transcript is spliced from 2 exons. Lineage: Eukaryota; Viridiplantae; Streptophyta; Magnoliopsida; Solanales; Solanaceae.
AUGAUUGAGUUUGAGAUGUUGGAUCUUGGCAUGAUGUAUUAUUUUCUAGGAAUUGAAGUGAAGCAGUAUUUUGGUGGAAUUUUUACUUCAGAAAAGAAAUAUGUCCAGGAAAUUUUAAUGAGAUUUGGUAUGACAAACUGCAAGUCUGUCACCAUACAAGCAGAGACAGGGCUGAAGUUUGAAAAGGAUUCUACAGGAAAGAGGAUUGACAACACUUUCUACAAGAAGAUCAUGGGAAGUUUGAUGUAUUUAACAGCCACUAGACCUGAUAUAAUAUACUAUUUAAGUCUCGUAAGAAGGUACAUGGAAAGUUCAAGAGAAGCUCACUUUCUAGGUUCUAAAAUAACUCUCAGGUAUCUGCAAGGAAUCAGGGAAUCGAAUCGCAGGUCGAGAUCAGAAAUCAAGAGUUUGGAGUCAAAAGUUCCAUCUCGAGCUUGGGGAUAG